Mollisia scopiformis is the source of this 471-nucleotide messenger RNA. RefSeq lists its product as uncharacterized. The record is from RefSeq and is a predicted model, not a curated record. The coding region runs from base 252 to 452 and encodes 66 amino acids. The transcript is spliced from 2 exons. NCBI's taxonomy places the organism in Eukaryota, Fungi, Ascomycota, Leotiomycetes, Helotiales, Mollisiaceae.
GUGAAUUUGUUCUGUUACUAUGUGAUUGCUAUGCCAAUCUCGUUCGGGACUGCGUUUGGGUUGAAUUGGGGAUUGUAUGGUUUGUGGAGCGGUGUUGCUCUUGCUUUGGGAUUCUCAUAGUUGCAUGACAUUUUCACUCUCUGGAUGUUGGGCAACAGCAACGGACUUUGAACAGAGAUUAAUCUUCUGAUCGACUUGAACACUUGUCACUUCAAGUCUUGAAAUACUUUUGAAACAUGAUCAUCACUUGAAUGAUCCAGCUGGUCCUAGAACAUAAUAACACCUCACUCAAUUUCAACAUCUCGAACAUUUUUAUCCCCACAAUACCUCGAUUCAAUCCGGACAAUGCUAACAUGCAAACCAGGGUCGCCGCACUCGAAGCCUUAUUCAUCUAUCGUGCCAACUGGGAGGAUUCAGUCGAAGCAGCAAAAUCCAGAAAUAACGCUGGAUAAUCCUGUCGGGAUUGCGGGC